Molecule: messenger RNA, 443 nt
Organism: Trypanosoma rangeli
Lineage: Eukaryota; Euglenozoa; Kinetoplastea; Trypanosomatida; Trypanosomatidae
Exons: 1
Source: RefSeq, a predicted model, not a curated record
CUGUGGUUGCGCUGCGGGUGGCGGCUUGGGUGCGGCGCGUGUGUCGCAGACCUUCCCCCUCUCUCCCUUGCCUCUCCUCCUUUUUUGCCUCACCGCUUGCUGCUCUCCGUUUUCUCUCGUUGCGCAGUAAAACCACUCAAGCCACCAAAGCCAUUCUUCGACUCACGCGACUUCCAAUGAAGAUUACGCAGCUCGUCCUCCUUUCCGCCCUGCUGGCCAUUGUGCUUCUUGGCGGCUGUGCGGGUGUAGCCAACGCCCAGGAGUUCGCGUCGCCCGAGGCGGGGAUCAACGAGUUUGCGGCAGCUGCCAACGAAAAGCAUGGCAGUGGAUCUCACCAUCACCCGUCACGGUCUGGCCACGAUGCGACGGCGGUGAAUGGACUCGGUGUGGUGCAUGGCGUCGUCGGCCUUGCCGUGGCGCUGGCCGCCGUCACAAUGUUCUAG